ACGUUGUCCGCUAAUGUGGAUCCGUUCUACCUCAGCUGAACCGCCAGUUUCUAAUUGCUGUUUGUUUACGCUGGUCUUUGCCCACCCUCGUAGUUGCCUGGAUGGUGUGGUUCUUGAAGGAACUCCUGCCGCCGGACCGCUAAUCUCCAGCCAGCCUUGAUUAUGCAUCUCCAAUAAGUUUAUAAAAUGCACGCCGGUGCACUCGCUAAAAUAUAGACGUUUGGCGACGGAUCGCGUUAACUUUUUGCUCUCCGCAUUCCACCGUCUAGUACUUGCGGCAAAACGGUCUUUCUCUUUGCUCGCACUGCAGCAGCUCUUAUCUAUUUUAUCGUCGAACAGUAUUCACUGAUAAUGCGUCGCACGUAGAGUAACUAGUUUGCGUGCUUCGCAUUCCCGUCGCGGAUGCUGUUGUAGCCGUUCUCGUUGUAACCGGCCUUCAUUCGUUGAGGUAACCAGCACGCCUUAGCGACGCCGCAAUCGCACCGACUGCUUAUGCAUCGUCGCAUGGUCUGAGAGUAUCGCUAGCGACACUAGCGAUAGCUCGAACCUAAUUCAGUGCUGUCGCAUGUACGUCACAAAAUUUGUGGCGAUAGGUUUGUUGAUUAAAAGUUUGCCGGCGUUUCAAGCGCGAGUCGCCAGUGCGCUUCUGACACAGCAAAGCGGAAGCUUUGUCUUUUUCCCCCAAAUAGGAGUCCUAUUCGAGCGCAUUUUCACCAGUACGUCUCGUUUCAGCCGUAGAACAAUUCACCCUCAAUAAGAUCAUUAGUGUAGACAUUAUUGUUCAGACUGUAUUAUCAUUCCGGAAAGUUACCAUUUCGGAGGUAGAUCAGACGAGAUCGGAUUAGAGCCAUGGCGGCGCCUGAAGCAGCGGGCAUAGUGCAGACGGAGGAAGACGAGUUGUUCCGCGAAGGCUGCGCGUUCGAAGGCGCUGCGGUGGUGGCUCUCGUGAAAGGCGACGCGGGAAAGCCGGAUGGCGGCGGGGAAGGGGGCGGAGAGGGGGAGGGGGGAGCCAAGACCAUGGAGAUUAUGUUGGAUGAUGGCGUGUUGUUUACCCUGGAGCUCGAUUCCGGAGAGAAACGGUUAAUGGAGCUGGGAUACAAGCAGGACCUGCAACGGUCCAUGAACUCGUUCGAGCUGUUCUCUGUGGCCUUCUGCGGCGUGGGCAUGUUCCUGGGGAUCCCCUACUACGGCACUGCCUACCUCAACGGCGGGCCGGUGUGCUGCGUGUGGUUCUGGUGGAUCACCGCCUUCUUCGCCCACCUGCUCGCCCUGUCCUUUGCUGAGAUCGCCUCCUCCUUUCCUACCGCUGGUUCGCUCUAUUUCUGGGCGGCUGCUCUCGCCGGCCCAAAGUACGGCCCUUUUGCAGCGUGGAUCACAGGCUGGCUGGAGUUUGUGGGUGUGUCGGUGGGGGUGGGCGGAGUGGCAUUUGGUGGCAUUCAGCAGAUAAUGUCGCUCGUGCUGCUAGCCACAGGUGGCAUGAACGGUGGCGGCUACGACUUCCCGCACUACCUGCAGUUUCUCUCGUGUGCGGCGCUCAUCCUGAUCUGUGCGGCCAUCAACAUUCUCCCCGUCAAGCGAGUCGGCCAAGUGCUGGCUGUCGGCGCUGUGCUGCAGAUCUUAGUGGCAGUGGCGUUCAUAAUCACCCUCCCUGCAGUGGCCAAGACCCAUCAGCCGGCUUCGUGGGUGUUUGGCCACUUUGAAGUGCAAUAUGCCAUCACAGGCAUUCCCAACGGGGCGUAUGCAGUGGUAGCCGGCCUGCUGAUGUCGCAGUACGCGCUGUAUGCAUUCGAUGCAGCGGCGCACACCUCAGAAGAGGCCAAGCGGUCCGAUGUGACGACUCCCUUUGCCAUGAUUGCUGCCCUCUCGUUGAUCAGCUUCGUGGAGUGGGGCGUCAUUGUUGCUCUCACCUUCUGCAUUCAGGACCCAGCAAACCUGCUGGCCACAGACACGGUGACAGGGGGGGAGGCGGCAGAGGUGCAGAUCCUAUGGGACGUAUUCUAUGGCAGAUUUGGCAACGGCGCGGGUGCGUGUGUGUUUCUUGGCCUUUUCUUCACUUCCUUUUUCUUCGCCACCAUCACUCUCAUCCUCGCUGCUGCUCGCGUCGGAUACGCCUUGUCUCGUGAUCAUGGGUUACCGCUCUCCUUUCUCUGGCGCCAGGUCAACGCCCACAAAGUGCCAGUCAACGCCAUCGCAUGCACCAGCGCCAUAGCCAUCAUUUUCCUCAUUCCCCUGCUGGGGGGCUCCGUCGCCUACUUCGCUGUCACUGGCAUGGCCACUGUGGGGUGGUUCGGUGCGUACGGCGUUCCGAUCUUCUUCCGAAUCAUCCAAUCAGACAGGGACUUUUCCCCUGGGCCCUUCUAUCUGCCCAACUACAUCGGCCACUUUGGCGGCAAGUGUGUCCACGUCCUUGCUCUUACAUACGUCGUCUACACCAUGGUCGUCUUCGUUAUUCCAACGGAGUACCCUGUAACUGCGGAGAAUUUCAACUACGCCUCUGUGGGCAUUGUUGUUGUCAUGGCAAUAUUCCUUCUAUGGUGGGUGCUGGAUGCUCAUCGGUGGUUCAAGGGCCCAAAGAUUGCGAAGCAAGAAGACGAGGGUGCAAGAGCACCGGAGCAACAAGAGAACUACCAGGUGGGUCGUUGGUUCCAAUAGAUGUGCGUCGAGUUAGACUAAGGGAUAAGGCAAUAAAGGUAGUUCUAAAUUAUUUGGUACAACGAAAUUAUGUGGUUGGUAGAUUCCGUUGUGUAAACAAAGAAAUUAUGUAGAAGAUAGCCACUUGAAGUGAAGUUAGAAGCACAUCCUUUAGUCUAAGAGGGCCUUCAGCCUAGAUAUAAUCUUGGGAUGUUAUAGCUAAUUCUUGCUGCCAAUCACUUUCAGU
Messenger RNA from Closterium sp. NIES-67, 2878 nucleotides. The record is from the annotation of a GenBank genome assembly. NCBI's taxonomy places the organism in Eukaryota, Viridiplantae, Streptophyta, Zygnematophyceae, Desmidiales, Closteriaceae.